AUGGCUACCUUGGAGACACCGUCAACGCCCGGCCGUCUCGAGACUCUGCCAACUGUAGUCUUGGAUUUCAUAUGCGAGAUAUUGGCGGAUUGUGACUCGAGACGGCGGAGUCUGUUUGCUUUCUCGCUGGUCAAUAAACGCUGCUGUGCCGUUGCUGACAGGCAGCGAUUUGAGCGGAUUCAAUGCAAAGUGCGGGGCAGCUCAGAACUGCGUGAGGAUAUUGAAAGAUGGACCAGCCUGCUCGAGACAUCACAGCAAUUUCGCCAUGUCCGCAAGGUCAAGGUCAUUGGCUUCAUGCCACCCGACAGCCUGGAAACUGAGGAAGACUGGGUUGUAUCGCUCAAGGUCGCCGUCGAGAGAUCCGCGAGAUACGACCGUGAGGAGCGGGCAGGCGAAGGCUCUGAUCAUGAUGGGUUCUUUGAUCCGCCCGUAGAGCCUGUCAUGGUCGACGUCGCAGAGUCGCAUUUGGACACUCAAGAAGCCAAGAAACAACACAAUGAAGCGUGGCAGCCUUUUGCCGACUUUAUAUCCAGACUCCCAGCGCUCAGGGACCUUGUGUACUCGUGUGCCGACCAAGUCCCGCCAUGUCUCCUCGCAGCGUUGCAUCAGCAUCAUCCCCAAAGCCGACUCCAUGUGCACACAUUUGCUCUUCGCAGCCUUCUUCAGAAGCAUGAUGAGAUACGUGACAUUGACUUGGACGAAUACGCGCUCAUCACAUCCCCAUGUCUGUAUAGCGUUUUGCUAUACACUUCGCGAGGGUAUAUUACGACUGGUCAUGUCAACUACAACCACGAGGCGCUAUUUGCCAUGGCUUCAGGAGUAUCCCCAGGGCUGAGGCAUGUUCGCACAAACACCAUUCAAGCUGGCAACUCACCAGCGUUGUUGAGAGCCGCGAGAGCACCCCGCCCAGAGUGGCGCGGCUUCUUCAUGAACAAUAAUGGCACGACGUAUGCCAAAGGACAGCUCGAGAGCAUCUCCAUCAUCGGCCAAGGCAGCUCGGUCAACCUUGGUGUUGCGGCAUGGGCACGUAUUACUGACUUUCGCAAGCUGCGUUCGCUCGAACACGCAACGCACGAAUCCACAACAGAUGAUUUGAACAUGUUGGUGCUCAUGGCUUCCAACGGCCAACUCGGGCAGCUCCGGAAACUGUCCCUGCAGCUCAACGCCAGCCAGCAUGUGUAUCCUUACAUGGAAGCAAAUUUGGCCGUCUUGCUAGAGCAUCUGCCGCCGUUGGAGGAGCUCAGCAUCACCGGACCUCAUGGGCCAAUGUCCUUGUCUGCCAUUACUCGGCACCAGGGCGCGUCCCUGCAAAAGUUGAAGCUCGUACCGGACCAAAGCACGACGGCGGGCGUUUCCACGUUGGCAGUGGUGGACUCGAGCCAUCUGGUCAACCAGCUUCAGCGAUACUGCCCCAAUCUCCGCCAACUCGAGCUCAUGCUGCCGCGCUCCAAGGGUGACGAGCGCGAGGUGGCGUUAUAUCAGGCUCUGGGGAAAUUCAAGUCUCUGACGCAUCUCACCAUUUUGCUGGAUUGUUGUUACCAGCAAUGGAUGAAUCUGCAUUCCAUCCCGCCAUCGCGCGAGCUUAUCCGCGACAUUUUCAUCAAUGCCACCGUGGAUGCCGCGCUGGCCCGUUCCAUUUUCAACUUCAUUUGCACGGCCGAUCCCUCUGCGCCAUCUCCACUGCGUGUCAUGAGAUCAAGUGUCCUUUGGUGCGACUACGCUGAUAUAUUUGGUGAUAGCGCAAUUUACAACCUCUUGUCUUGGGUGGGUCGUAGCUGGCUUUGUCAGAGAUAUCCACGUCUUGACCAGACUGGAGAGAUUACUGUGGACGAGAUCCAGCGGAGUCAUAGAUAUGAACAAAUCGAUAUCACCAGCGACGAAUGGGACGACUUUUCACAUGGGUCAGAGUUGAAACAAAUCUGGAGGGAACUUUGGCCGGAAAAGACAGAUAUCAGGGUUACUGAUUGUACCAGUUUUCCACUGAUGAAUGCUUCUGGCUGA
Messenger RNA from Pestalotiopsis fici W106-1, 2001 nucleotides. RefSeq lists its product as uncharacterized. The transcript has a single exon. The coding region runs from base 1 to 2001 and encodes 666 amino acids. Lineage: Eukaryota; Fungi; Ascomycota; Sordariomycetes; Amphisphaeriales; Sporocadaceae. The record is from RefSeq and is a predicted model, not a curated record.